Syzygium oleosum is the source of this 405-nucleotide messenger RNA. RefSeq lists its product as uncharacterized. NCBI's taxonomy places the organism in Eukaryota, Viridiplantae, Streptophyta, Magnoliopsida, Myrtales, Myrtaceae. The coding region runs from base 1 to 405 and encodes 134 amino acids. The transcript has a single exon. The record is from RefSeq and is a predicted model, not a curated record.
AUGGCCCGGUCGGGGCAGCAGCGGCUCGGCGCGGACAAGGGCGCAGUGGCUUGGCGCGGGCGAGGGCGCAGCGGCCGGCCAACGGGCAAGGCCUCGGCACGGCCCUUGGCCACGGCCUGGGACUCUCGGCCACGGGCAAGACGCUCGGCCAGGCGGACGGGUGAUGGGCCGGGCACGCUCGGGCACGACCUAGGCAAUGGCCGAGGCGAGCUCGGCCACGGCACGGGACGGCGGCCGGGGCAGGGCGACUCGGCCACGGCAGGGGCAGCGGCUGGGCUGCUCGACCACGGCCGGGGCAGGCAAGCUAGGUGGGCUGGGCAGGCGGCCGGCUACGGCCAAGCGAGCGACGAUGACGGCGACGGCAAUGGCGAGCUGGGUGGCGACGACGAUGGCGACGGCGAGUAG